AUGAGGGACCCCGUUACGGCCAUAACGGGCAUAACAUACGAUAGAGAAAGCAUUGAACAAUGGCUAUUCACGAACAAGAGCACCACAUGUCCCGUGUCCAAACAACCCCUCGCAAGAGACUCUGACCUGACCCCUAACCACACUCUUCGACGGUUGAUCCAAGCCUGGUGCACCCAAAACGCUUCACUUGGCAUCGUUCGCAUUCCAACCCCCAAACCCCCUCUCAACAAAAUCCAAGUCCUUAAGCUCCUCAGAGACCUCAACAACCCCAAAAGCCUCGUGCAAUUGGAGCUUCUUGCCUCCGAGAACGAGAGGAACAAAAGGUGCUUGCUAGAGGCUGGGGUCCCAAGGGCCAUCCUCAUCUUCAUCGUCAAUUGCUAUAGAAAAGGUCAAAUCCAAAAGGGUCUCCAAGAAGCUCUUAGCAUAUUGCAACUUCUCAAGAUCCCCAAGGAGGAAUGGACUUUGCUUGUGAAGGACAACGACCAGACAUUGGAUUCUCUAACAUGGAUUCUAGGCAACGAGAAAAUGGAAAACUCCAUUGCCGUGAAAUCCCACGCGGUUGUACUUCUGAAAAGGAUCAUCAACAAGGGCGACACGUGUCACGUUAGGGAGAGACUGAAACCCGAAUUCUUCGAAACAAUGGUGAAGAUUAUGAGACACGGGGUGACCCAACAAGGAACGAGUGCAGCACUUCACGUUCUGUUAAGCGCUUCUUCUUCGACGCGAAACAGGAUGAUGAUGAUGGAAGCAGGUGUGGUUCACGAACUCGUGGAGAUCGAACUGGGGGCGCCGGAGAAGAGAAUCACGGAACUAACGCUAGCUAUAUUGUUCCACUUGUGUUGUUGCGCCAAUGGGAGAGCCAAGUUUUUGAGCCAUGAAGGGUCCAUUGCGGUUGUGACGGAGAGGAUACUGAAGGUGUCUGCGGCGGUGGACGAUAGGGCCGUGUUUAUUUUGGCGAUGGUGGCUAAGUUUUCGGGGACAAACGCGGUUUUGCAGGAGAUGUUGAAGGUGGGAAGCAUGGCGAAGCUUUGCAUGGUGCUUCAGGCUGAUAGGGCCAAGUAUUUGAAGGACAAAGCCAUGGAAAUUCUGAAGGAACACACUGGGGUUUGGAGCGACUCUCCUUGCUUUCAUCAUACGUCGUUUUAUAAUUACGUGCAGUACUGA
Messenger RNA from Sphenostylis stenocarpa, 1164 nucleotides. NCBI's taxonomy places the organism in Eukaryota, Viridiplantae, Streptophyta, Magnoliopsida, Fabales, Fabaceae. The record is from the annotation of a GenBank genome assembly.